Cynocephalus volans (Philippine flying lemur) is the source of this 508-nucleotide messenger RNA. It is a transcript of the gene MIA, whose product is annotated as MIA SH3 domain containing. The coding region runs from base 45 to 443 and encodes 132 amino acids. Gene Ontology annotation, biological process: extracellular matrix organization. The transcript has 4 exons. NCBI's taxonomy places the organism in Eukaryota, Metazoa, Chordata, Mammalia, Dermoptera, Cynocephalidae. Gene Ontology annotation, molecular function: protein binding. The record is from RefSeq and is a predicted model, not a curated record.
UUGGUGACCCCAUUCCCCCCUUGGUCACUGUCUUGCUCACAGUCAUGAUGCCUUGGUCCCCAGUGUUUCUUGGGGUCAUCAUCUUGCUGUCUGCUUUCCCAGGGCCUAAUGUUGGGGGCCACCCCAUGCCCAAGCUGGCUGACCGGAAGCUGUGUGCUGAUAAGGAAUGCAGCCACCCCAUCUCCAUGGCUGUGGCCCUUCAGGACUACAUGGCCCCUGACUGCCGUUUCCUGACUAUACAUAGGGGCCAAGUCGUGUAUAUCUUCUCCAAGCUGAAGGGCCGCGGACGGCUCUUCUGGGGAGGCAGCAUUCAGGGAGAUUACUAUGGAGACCUGGCUGCCCGCCUGGGCUAUUUUCCCAGUAGCAUUGUUCGAGAGGACCAGACCCUGAAACCUGGCAAAAUUGAUGUGAAGACAGAUAAGUGGGAUUUCUACUGCCAGUGAGCUCAGCCUACCGCUGUCCUUAAUGUUUUCCUUCCCAAGCUUUAUGCAAAUACAUCAGCCGAGUG